Messenger RNA from Tarenaya hassleriana, 2057 nucleotides. RefSeq names its product FRIGIDA-like protein 4a. The record is from RefSeq and is a predicted model, not a curated record. The transcript has 5 exons. Bases 432 to 2057 code for a protein of 541 amino acids. NCBI's taxonomy places the organism in Eukaryota, Viridiplantae, Streptophyta, Magnoliopsida, Brassicales, Cleomaceae.
GGCCCUCGCCCACUUUCCUCAGCUUUUUUUUUCCCCACUUAAGCGAUCUGACUUCGGUUCACGAGAAAGCCAAGCGUAAUCCAAACAUGCCCUUGUCUGACGUCAUCAUCCAUCACUUUUAUUCUACGCAUAUCCCGUUCACCUUAGCACAGGUCACUGAUCAUUCUCUGCUGUGCCGUCACUAACCUGCGCACCCCGGCGCAGUUUGUCUGUAACCAGACGCCGUGACACGUGUCGACAUUCUGGGUCAUCAACGUCAUCGUUUUCGUUCUCAUUUCCUCGUUCCUACUAUUGCCAUUUCCAGGUUUCGUGAGAUUUCACUCCAUAGCUUUGUUACCGUCUCUCUGUUUCUUCUGUGCUAAAGUGACUUCCUUUUUGUACGGAUCGAUCGGAGCUUUGGAGUGCUCUCGACCGUACCGUUCAGACCGGCGAUGGGGUCGAUACCCGAUCCGGGCGAGUUGACUGAGUUGGCUGAACCCGGCUUCGACGAGUUCCAGCGGCAGACCUCGCUGAUGACGAGCUGCACUCUUCGGUGGAAGGAGCUCUCUGACCACUUCACUUCGCUGGAGCAGAAUCUCAUGAAGAAGUCGGAGGCUUUGAAGCAGAUGAUCGAGACCCUAGACAAUCAGACUCAGGCCUCGCUCGAGUCGCUCAAGCAUCGUGAGGUCACGAUCGACGAUAGUGUCGAGAUCGCCCUGGGGAAAGUCGAGGAGAGUGCCAAGGCUGCUCUGGUGUCGCUCGAGAAGGCUGGAGGUGGCGGUUCUGGCGCUGAAGAUGGAGGUGAGGUCGAAGAUGGUGAUGGGCUACUCUCUUUACUGAAAAGCUUCUGCCUUAAGAUGGAAUCGAGAGAACUCUGGAAGGUAGUGACGGCGAGGAAGAAGGAGCUGGAGAAUCUCCGGGCACAAAUUCCGGCGGCGCUGGUGGAAUGCGUGGAUCCGGCGAAGUUCGUGCUCGAAGCGAUCUCUGAGGUGUUUCCGGUGGACAAGAGGGCCGGGAAGAGCGGCGGAGACGGAGACGAAUCCGGAGAGAAAGAGACCAACGAUUUGGGAUGGGCUUGUGUUGUGAUACUGGAAAGCUUGAUACCGGUAAUGGUGGAUCCAGUGAUGGGAAAAUCGCGCCUGCUGGUGACGCCGAGCGUGAAGGAGAAGGCGAAGGAGAUAGCGGAGACAUGGAAGGCGAGCUUGGAGGAGAGAGGAGGGAUCGAAAACGUGAAGACCCCUGAUGUGCACACGUUUCUGCAGCAUCUGGUGACGUUUGGAAUCGUGAAGGAGGAAGAUCUUGCUCUGUACAGGAAGCUUGUGGUUGGAUCGGCAUGGAGGAAGCAGAUGCCUAAGCUCGCUGUUUCUGUAGGUUUGGGCGAUCAAAUGCCUGACAUGAUUGAAGAAUUGAUCAGAAGGGGACAGCAGCUUGAUGCAGUGCAUUUCACUUAUGAAGUUGGUCUUACAGACAAGUUCCCCCCAGUUCCUUUGCUGAAAGCUUAUCUUAGGGAUGCAAAGAAAGCAGCAGCAUCUAUCAUGGAGGAUCCCAACAGCAACCCUGGCCGAGCUCCGCAUCUUGCCGUGAGGAAGGAGCAAUCGGCACUGAGGGCCGUCGUAAAGUGCAUAGAAGAGUACAAACUCGAGGAGGAGUUCCCGCCUGAGAAUCUCAAGAAGCGGUUGGAUCAGCUGGAGAAGGCCAAGACGGAGAAGCGAAAACCAGCAGCUGUUCCAGCCAACAAGAGAACCCGAGCUGGCUAUAACGGCCCGAUGCCUCCAGCAAAGGCAGGCCGUAGCACAAACGCAUAUGUCUCGUCCUUCCCUCCUCCAUCCGCAUACACGAGAUCUUCCCCGACCCAUUCCCCUCAGUAUGCCACACCUCCAUAUGCAUCCCCUCCGCCCUCGGUCUACAGUAACAGGAGCCCUCCUUAUCCUUACUCUCCCGAAGCGGCCGGUCCUGUUUCAUAUGCGGGCUCGCCUAUUGGUUACCCUCCUCCAGCCUAUGGCGCCCGGCUCCUCCCCAGGCUUAUCACCACCACCAUCAUCAUCAGAAUGCUUACUACUGAACUGGUUAGGCAGUGA